Moneuplotes crassus is the source of this 818-nucleotide messenger RNA. The record is from the annotation of a GenBank genome assembly. Lineage: Eukaryota; Ciliophora; Spirotrichea; Euplotida; Euplotidae.
AUGGGAAAGACUGUCAAAGAAAUCAUCGAAGAGGAGUAUGGCUCCAACCUUGACGAAUACAAGGACGAUUUCACUUCUCUCGUCAUUGAAGCUGAGGAUAUUAUCGAGUUCACUGAAGAAGACAAAAAGUAUUUAGAGAACUUCCCAAAGAUGAUUAAUCUCAUUAUUAUUUCUUGCAAACUCAAGAGUUUGAAAAAUCUCCCUGAUUGCGAAGACUUACAAAGAUUGGAACUAUCUGAUAACAAUAUCUCCGGAGAUUUAAAAGCUCUUUCCAAGUAUCCAAACCUGAAGAACUUGAAGCUCUGAGGAAACAAGAUCAAAUCUCUGGAAGACAUUGAAGAUCUGAAAACUCUUCCAAAGCUAGAGAUCCUUGACCUCAUUGAGACUCCACUUUCAGAGACAGAAGGUUAUAAGGAGAAAAUCUGGGAAAUGUUCAAGGACCUCAAGGUCCUCGACAACCUGAAUAAAGAGGGAGAAGAGUGUUUAUCGGAACUUGAAAUUGAUGGAUUUGAUGGAGAAGGAGAAGGAGAUUUACCUCUGAUGGACUUCUUAGACCCAACUAAGCUAACUGAGGAAGAGAAGCAAGCUCUUGAGAGACAAGGCAUUACAUUCAUUGAAGGUGAAGGAGAAGGAGAUGUUAUUGUCCAAAUUGGUCCUCAUGGAGAAGGAGAUGAAGAAGAGGCUGAAGGCGAGGAAGAUGAGAAAGAAGCUGAAGAAGAAGCCAAACCAGGAAAGAAGAGAGCUAGAGAAGAUGAAGCUGGAGCAGGAAAUAAAAGACAGAAGACUGAAGAGUAAGAGAAUGGAGGUUUAAGAUGUUA